AUGACGAGGUUGUCGCCGACCUGGUGGCAUGCCCUGGGACCUCUUCCUGUGGAGUGGUGGGAGAAGUGGGAGGCAAGGUCAAAGUGGUUCGUGGAGAAUGGGCGACCUAUCGAGGGUCGAGACACAUCUUGGACGUGGGAGAAGAGGUUUGAGCACAGCCAGCGGCCACGGAGCGAGAAGGGCACGGAGCUCAUGAGCGUCGAGGAGAAAAGCGCCUUUUUCAAAAUGCUGCGGUCUAUGCUCGUCUUCAGGCCCGGGGCCAGACCAAUUGCAGAACGGGUCCUUGAGUGUGAUUGGAUACAAAAAUGGGCGGUACCAAGCUAUGAGAGGACGCUAAACGAGGCAAACACUGUCAAAUGGCCGCAAAAAAGAUCUUAA
Molecule: messenger RNA, 378 nt
Organism: Pyricularia grisea
Lineage: Eukaryota; Fungi; Ascomycota; Sordariomycetes; Magnaporthales; Pyriculariaceae
Exons: 1
Coding region: 1-378 (125 amino acids)
Source: RefSeq, a predicted model, not a curated record